Messenger RNA from Bathycoccus prasinos, 990 nucleotides. RefSeq names its product XRCC2 DNA recombinase. The transcript has 2 exons. Bases 1 to 990 code for a protein of 329 amino acids. Gene Ontology annotation, cellular component: Rad51B-Rad51C-Rad51D-XRCC2 complex; replication fork. NCBI's taxonomy places the organism in Eukaryota, Viridiplantae, Chlorophyta, Mamiellophyceae, Mamiellales, Bathycoccaceae. The record is from RefSeq and is a predicted model, not a curated record. Gene Ontology annotation, biological process: double-strand break repair via homologous recombination. Gene Ontology annotation, molecular function: ATP binding; ATP-dependent DNA damage sensor activity; DNA binding.
AUGGAGACGACGACGAAAUCCGCUCUGUUGGAGUUUCUCCGAGCGGACGAAACCGACAUAUUCGCGAGAUCAAAGAUUGAACCUCUGAACACCGGUUUGUCUUUUUUAGACCAACACAAAUCCUUGAAACAUUCGCAAGUGAUCGAAGCGUGCGGGUUGGGUGGAAGUGGGAAGACUGAAUUGCUGAUUCAAACUGCCGUGGGCGCGAUAUUACCGAAAGUCUUACACAACAUCCCGUUCGACGGGAGCGAGCGAGGAUGCGUUUUAAUCGAUUUAGACGGGAAGUUUGACACGUUACGGUUUUUAGAGGUGUUACAGGCGAGGAUUAAGGAGCGUUUACAGAUUCACCAUCGCGAAGGAAAACGAGGAAUAGACGUCGAAAAUGAAGAACGACAACAGCCCGAGAACGUCAUCACGAGAGAAUCUAUAUUUGACGACUGUCAUAACGUUUCGUUAUCUAGAUUUCGAUUGAUGCGGUGUUAUUCGAGCAUUGAUUUGCUCAAGUGUUUAACUAUUAUGGAAAAGGACGAGAAGUUCAUGCAGUUUCCGAGUUUAUCCGAGCAACAUUUAGAGAAUAGUAACAGAAAUAACAAUAAUAACAACAACAACAACAACAACAAUAACAUGACGCCGGUAAGGUUGGUACUCGUCGACAAUGUGGCCGCAUUUUAUUGGAUAGACCGCGCAUCCCGUCGCGAUAAGAAUGCGCCGUUUAAUUUACAAAACGUGCACUUUUCGGUUGGGCAAAAAAUGUUAACCAUAGCUCGUAAGCGACGCGUCACGUUUCUAUGCACGAAAACGACGACCAAGCUCGAUCCGAUUGGUACGAAGCACAAAGACUUUUUGCCUCUACCGUGGUCGAAAUGCGUAACGCAGAGACUACUAUUAGACAGAAGGGACAGUAAGAACAGCAUAGUCCGUUGGGAUAAUCCGGCGGAGAGAAACAGUUGCGGCUAUUCAAUCACGCCCGGAGGCAUUAGAGCAGACUAG